AAAUGUGAAGGUUGGUGGUGUACGACCGCAUCGUCUCUUCUCUCUCUCUCUCUCUCUCUCGAAGACACAGUGAGUGUUCGAGUGUGAGAGGAGGAAGAAGAGCCAAAUUAGUUCACGCGCCACUCAGAGAGUUUGCUGUAGUAGUUUCACGACCACACAGAGAUGCUAUUACUGCUCUCCCACCUCCUCUUCGUCUUCCUCUUCCGCCCAUCCGCGGCGGGGGCGGCCGCCGGCGCCGUCUACGCCGAGGAGCACCAUGCCCUACUCUCCAUCAAGUCCCAACUCUCCGACCCCGGCGCCGCCCUCACCGCCUGGGACCCCGCCACCGACCACUGCGCCUGGCCCGGCGUCACCUGCGACCGCGCCGCCGUCGUGGAGCUCGACCUCUCCGGGCGCAACCUCUCCGGUCCCCUCUCCCCCGCCUUCGGCAGCCUCCGCUCCCUCCUCCGCCUCUCGGCCGCCGAAAACUCCCUCUCCGGCCCCAUCCCCCCGGCUCUGGCCCUCCUCACCGUCCUCCGCCACCUCAACCUCUCCAACAACCUCUUCGAUGGCUCCUUCCCCCCCGCCCUCGCCGGCCUCGCUGAUCUCCGUGUCCUCGACCUCUACAACAACAAUCUCACCGGGCCCCUCCCCCGCGAGGUGGCGGCGCUUCACCAGCUCCGCCACCUUCACCUCGGUGGCAACUUCUUCUCCGGCUCCAUCCCCUCGGAGUACGGCCGCUGGCAGUUCCUCGAGUACCUCGCCGUCUCCGGCAACGAGCUCGGCGGACCGAUCCCGCCGGAGAUCGGCAACCUCUCCUCGCUCCGUGAGUUGUACAUCGGCUACUACAACAGCUACGAGGGCGGUCUUCCGCCGGAGAUCGGCAACCUGUCCACCCUGCUGCGCCUGGACGUCGCCAACUGCGGCCUCUCCGGCCGCAUCCCGCCCGAGAUCGGAAACCUCCGGAUCCUCGACUCCCUCUUCCUCCAGGUGAACGGCCUCGUCGGCGAGAUCCCGCUGGAGCUCGGCCGCCUCAGGAGCCUCAAGUCGAUGGACCUCUCUAACAAUGCCCUCACCGGAGAGAUCCCGCCGAGCUUUGCUGACCUCGGAAACCUCACCCUUCUCAACCUCUUCCGCAACAAGCUCUUCGGCGCCAUCCCGGAGUUCGUCGGCGAUCUCCCCGAGCUCGAGGUGCUCCAGCUAUGGGAGAACAACUUCACCGGGAGUGUCCCUCGCCGGCUCGGCAAGAACGGCCGCCUUCAGUCCCUAGACCUUUCGUCGAACAAGCUCACCGGAUCGCUCCCCCCGGAUCUCUGCUACGGCAACAAGCUCCAAACUUUGAUCGCGCUGGGGAACUUCCUCUUCGGCCCGAUACCGGAGUCCCUUGGCCGCUGCAAAUCCUUGAGCCGCAUCAGAAUGGCGGAGAACUACCUCAACGGAAGCAUUCCGAGAAGCCUCUUUAGCUUGCCCAAUCUGUCUCAGGUUGAGCUCCAGGACAAUCUCCUCACCGGCGGCUUCCCGGAUACUGGGCGUUCCCCAAUAUCUCCAAAUCUUGGGCAGAUUUGUCUGUCCAACAACCGGCUCACCGGCCCUCUGCCACCGUCCAUCGCCAACUUUUUCGGCCUUCAGAAGCUGCUGCUGAACCAGAACUCGUUCACCGGCAGUAUCCCACCGGAGGUCGGGAGGUUGCAGCAGCUCUCGAAGCUGGACUUCAGUGGCAACCGGUUUGCCGGCCCAAUCACUCCCGAGAUCAGCAAGUGCAAGCUGCUGACUUUUGUCGAUCUUAGCAGGAACGAACUGUCUGGCGACAUUCCCGAAGAGAUUGCGGCGAUGCGCAUCUUGAAUUACCUCAAUCUGUCGAGGAAUCAUCUCGAGGGCCAAAUCCCGGCGGCCAUCUCCACAAUGCAGAGCCUGACGCAGGUGGACUUCUCUUACAACAACCUCUCCGGCGUCGUCCCAGGCACCGGCCAGUUUAGCUACUUCAACGCCACUUCCUUCGUCGGCAACCCGGACCUCUGCGGCGCUUAUCUCGGGCUAUGCCGACCUGGCAUCUCCAAUGCAGGACAUUCGGCUGGCGCCAAAGGCUCCCUCUCAGCCUCCUCCAAGCUUCUGCUUGUCAUUGGCCUUCUUCUCUGUUCUGCUGCUUUUGCCAUCGCCGCCCUCUUCAAGGCCCGAUCUUUGAAGAAAGCGAGCGAGGCUCGUGCGUGGAAGCUCACCGCGUUCCAGCGGCUUGAAUUCACUUGCGAUGAUGUGUUGAACUGUUUGAAGGAGGAAAACAUCAUAGGCAAAGGAGGGGCUGGGAUAGUUUACAAGGGUGUCAUGCCCAAUGGUGAACAGGUUGCGGUGAAGAGGCUCCCUGCGAUGAGUCGGGGAGGAUUGUCGCACGACCAUGGGUUCAAUGCGGAGAUACAGACUCUGGGGAGGAUCCGCCACCGGAACAUUGUAAGGCUGCUGGGCUUUUGCUCGAACCACGAGACCAAUUUCCUGGUCUAUGAGUACAUGCCUAAUGGGAGCCUUGGGGAGGUUCUCCAUGGGAAGAAGGGUGGGCAUUUGCAUUGGGACACAAGGUAUAAGAUUGCGGUGGAGGCAGCCAAGGGUCUCUGCUACCUCCAUCAUGAUUGCUCGCCAUUGAUCCUCCACCGGGAUGUCAAGUCCAACAAUAUUCUCUUGGAUUCCAACUUUGAAGCUCAUGUGGCUGAUUUUGGACUGGCCAGGUUCUUGCAGGACUCGGGCACCUCCGAAUGCAUGUCUGCUAUUGCCGGUUCUUAUGGUUACAUAGCUCCAGAGUAUGCUUACACCCUUAAGGUGGAUGAGAAGAGCGAUGUUUACAGCUUCGGAGUGGUGCUUCUGGAACUGGUAACGGGGAGGAAGCCCGUUGGUGAAUUUGGCGAUGGGGUUGACAUUGUUCAAUGGGUUAGAGAGGUGACAGGCUUGAAGAAGGGAGAGGUGACCAAGAUCUUGGACCCGAGGCUUCCGACGGUUCCCCUCCACGAGGUGAUGCAUGUGUUUUGUGUCGCAAUGCUCUGCGUGGAGGAGCAGAGCGUCGAGCGGCCUACGAUGAGGGAAGUUGUUCAAAUCCUAACGGAGCUCCCAAAACCACCACCAAAGCAGGGAGGAGACACUCCCACUCCCAGAGGUGAUGUGUCGGCGCUGCGAUAUAUCAUCCACGAAACUAGAGAGCAGCAACAGCAACCAGCUUCAGAUUCACUCCCAUCAGAUCUCCUUAGCAUGUAAUGCACCAGAAGUUUGAGGUUUGCUUCACGAGUAUCGUUUCCUUGGCUUUCGAUUGCUUGAUCUGUAGCUAUAAGAAAGGUUAUUUAGGUUGUUGCAAUGCAUGUAUAGCUAAAUUGGUGAGUUAUUUUGCCUUCUAUA
Musa acuminata AAA Group (dessert banana) is the source of this 3351-nucleotide messenger RNA. RefSeq names its product leucine-rich repeat receptor-like serine/threonine-protein kinase BAM1. The record is from RefSeq and is a predicted model, not a curated record. Gene Ontology annotation, molecular function: ATP binding; protein kinase activity; protein binding. Gene Ontology annotation, biological process: protein phosphorylation. NCBI's taxonomy places the organism in Eukaryota, Viridiplantae, Streptophyta, Magnoliopsida, Zingiberales, Musaceae. The transcript is spliced from 2 exons. Bases 163 to 3213 code for a protein of 1016 amino acids.